Molecule: messenger RNA, 1545 nt
Organism: Dissoconium aciculare CBS 342.82
Lineage: Eukaryota; Fungi; Ascomycota; Dothideomycetes; Mycosphaerellales; Dissoconiaceae
Exons: 2
Coding region: 1-1545 (514 amino acids)
Biological process (GO): mRNA splicing, via spliceosome
Cellular component (GO): nucleus; spliceosomal complex
Molecular function (GO): zinc ion binding; RNA binding
Source: RefSeq, a predicted model, not a curated record
AUGCUAUACGACGAUCUACGAGGCAUCCAUGAAGAUCUGGAGCGAUUGGAAGCGGGCAUAGCGGACAGAGUAUUAGAAGACCCCAAACUCAAGAGGCGUGCCAGAUUACAACGAGAACAUGAGAUUGCCAAUCUAGUAUCACGGUUUAAAACUCAAUCCGAGCGAGCUCGCCAAAUUUACCUGGACCAAAAAGUAGAAAGGACGCAAGAGUUGCAGAGCAUUUCCACCGGUGACACCUUUGAAUCCUUCUUCAACGCCUACCAGGAAACCAAGCAGUUCCACAAACGCUAUCCGAAUCAGCAAGUUGACAAUCUCGAGCGCGCAUACAAACGACCCGAAGAUGGCGGGCCUCACAAUGGUGACAUGGACGUUGGCAAGCUGUUCCGAGGGGAGGAAAAAUUUGGAGAGUUCUUCGACUUGACAUUACUGCACGAGGAGUAUCUGAAUUUGCCCGGAAUCCGCGGUGUGAAGAAACAAAAUUAUCUCGCCUACUUGAGCUUGUUCGAUGUCUUCACACCGCCGAAAUGUCCAAUCACUCGUAAAGACAAGAUGACCGACGAAUACUUCUCAUACGUUCGAUCGCUCGCGGAAUACCUAGAAUCGUUCUAUCAGAAGACGAAGCCUCUUAACGACUCGCGCAAGCUGUUUCAAGAGUUCGACGAUGAGUUCGAUCAGUUAUGGGAAAAGAACGAGGUUCCGGGAUGGGAGAAAGUGGCCGCGCAAGCAAAUGGCACCGCCUCAAAUAAGCCCGCAACUGAGGGCACUGGGGUGGGGAUCUGGUGUGCAGACUGCCUGAAGGAAUUUUCAAACGACAGCACGUACAAAGCGCAUUUGACCGGCAAAAAGCACAUCAAAAAUGCCGAGGCCAGGCAAACGGCUGGUGAUUCAGACGACAACGGGAAAUCAGUAUCAAAAUCAGACCAUGUCACUCGCUUAAAGGAGCGCGCGGUAGCUUCUCGAGAGCACCGCAUCCGCAAACUUGCCAGUACAAUGCAGACCGAGCGUGAAGGCACUCUCAUGAAUGUGGAGCGCCGCGAAGGCAUGACGGACAAGGAACGACAGCAGGAGAUUGAAGCUCUCUAUGCCGAAGAGACGGAUGAAGCUACUACCCAGAUCGAAGAAGACGAAGAGCAAGAUGGCGACGAGAAGGUCUACAAUCCGCUCAAGUUGCCUCUCGCCUGGGACGGCAAGCCAAUCCCAUUCUGGCUCUACAAAUUGCACGGCCUCGGGGUUGAAUUCCCCUGCGAGAUUUGUGGCAACUACGUUUACAUGGGUCGGCGGGCCUUUGAUAAGCACUUUUCAGAACAACGUCACAUCUACGGCCUGAAUUGUUUGGGCGUCAACAAGAACACUUCGCUUUUCCGCGAGAUCACUAAGAUCGACGAGGCCCUCAAACUUUGGAACAAGAUGCAGCGUGAUCUGGCGGACGAGCUGGAGCGCAAGGGCGGCGAGAACGGUGAUGGAGUUAUCGAGAUGGAGGACUCGCUGGGUAACGUCAUGCCCAAGGCCGUGUACGAAGACUUGGCUACGGCCGGAUUGCUGUAG